CGCAAAAGCGAGAGCAGGACUGUUUUGACCCUCACGGGAUGCUAUAAAUCGAAUGCGGAAGUGUACUAGAGGACUUCAACAACAUGGGUUGACUAUGAAGAAAUCCUGUCCUCCAGCUGAUUGACAGGAUGACAGGAAGUUGGUGAGCGCUCCCAAGGCUUAAUCUGUGUUUGGAAAAGGUGGAUUUCAAGUCAGCCAUGGAUCGGGAGGAGGAGGAAGAAGAUCUGACGGUAAAAAGGAGCCAGAGGGAGACGGAUGUGUUUACAUCCGUGUGUUGCCUGGGCUGCCUGUCCCGCGUCAACCUCCUGGUGGCGGUGUGCGUGGGCAUGUACGUCCGCUGGGAGGUGACCGACGAGCCCACGAUCCUGGUCAUCUUCAUCCUCGGCCUGUUUGUGCUGGGCAUCGCCAGCAUCCUCCACUACUACUUUGCCAUGGAGAAGGCCAGCCUCAGCUUGUUCCACUUGUGGUUCGGCUUCCUGCUGGGACUCCUGUGCUUCCUCAACAGCCCCACAUUGAGCUCCAACGUCAAGGAACUGGUGGCCAACUAUCUCCUCGUAGCCAGUGCCGCCAUGAAGGCGGUGUGGGCCGUAACCGAGCGCAUCUGCGGCACUUUCUACCACAAACCCACCUUGCUGACGACAGUGGAGUGGCUGGAGCUCCUGGGGUUUGCCAUCGCCAGUACCACCCUGCUUCUUCACAAGUCGGUGGCCAUAAUAGGCCUGGUUGUGGCUCUGGGGGCUCUAAUAGUAGACUUGAGGAUGAAAUCCCUCCUAUCUUUGCUCAAUUUGAUUGCCUUUACCUUGAUGACCUCGCUUGUGUUUUUUCCCGCUUUGGGCAUUCCGGCGAACCCGUUUGCCUUAAGCUGCUUCUUGAGCCGGCUGCUGUGUGAGCCCGUGUUGGAUCUGUACUUCAACGGGCUGGGGCCGGCCGAUCGCUGGAUGCCGGUGUUUUCGCUGGGGAGAGUGUGGAGGAGGCUGUCCCUGCUCCCUCUGUGCCUGACCGAGCUGGCCUUCUUCGUCUUUGCUGCCUUGAAGCUCGGGCGCUUGGAGCUGUGGUAUCUGGUCAUUCCGGGCUUCUGCAUCUUUGGCCUUUUCUGGGCCAUCUGCCACGUCAUUUUGCUGAUAACCGUUUGGGGCUUCCACACCAAGCUGAGCGAGUGCCAGAAGGCUUGGCGGGCCCACCGCGCCAGGAGCCAAAGUCUGGAGCAAGUCAUGGCGUCCCGAGGCAUCCGGCACUUCUGCCUGAUCUCUGAGCGCCUGGUGUUCUUCAGCCUCCUGUCUACGGUCAUCCUGGGGGGCGUGUCCUGGCAGGCUUCCAACGGUCUCUUCCUCAGUGCUCUGCUUAUUGUGCUGCCGCUGGAGUCUCUGGCUCACAGUUUGUUCCACGAACUGGGCCGCUGCCUCGGAGGAACUUGUGUCGGCUACGCUCUGGUCAUACCUACCUCUUACUCCAGUUCUGGGGGCCAGCCAUCGCCUUUACCCCCCCAAUACGUGCAGGAAAUGAAUCUCCGCUCUACGGGAAUGCUCAACAACGUCCAGCGACUCUUCUCGCACCACAUGAUCCAGACUUUUGGCUGCGACUACUCGACCAGUGGCGUUACUCUGGAGUCGGUGCAAAACAAGCUGCGCACUUUCCUAGAGCUUCGGACAGCGGACGGACCGCGGCACGACACCUAUCUGAUUUUCUACAGCGGACACACAAACAAAAACUCUGGAGCCUGGGCUCUAGCAGAAGGUCAGGCUUUCCACCUGGCCCAGUUAAUCGAAAUCUGGAAGGAGAAGAACGCCGACCAUUGCUCCCGACUCAUCAUCGUCUUGGACACGGAAAACUCCCUUCCGUGGGUUAAGGAAGUCCGCAGGAUGGAGGGCGUCUACGUGGCGGUGCAGGGGGCUGAGUUUCCCCACUCCAGGGUCGACCCGGAGGCCGGAGACGCCCCCUUGCUUGGCGACUUCACUGCCGAAUGGGUGGAGUUCAACUGCAACUCGACCGGCGACACCCAGUGGUCGGAGAAGGGAAGAACAGUGGUGGCCUCGUACGGCGUGUCCAAACGAUGGAGCGAUUACUCCCUUCACCUUCCGACCGGAAGUGACGUCGCCAAGCAUUGGAAGACCCAUUUCCCGAAGGCCACAUACCCUUUGGUGCACCUGUCAAACUGGUGCUGCGGCCUCAACCUGUUCUUGGUGUGCAGUGUGUGCCUGCGCUGCUUCAGGAGGUGUAAGCUCGCCUGGUUUCCUCCAGCGGUAUUGGAUAUCGGGCAGGGCAUUAAGCUGGUGCAGUCAUAGACGAUGAAACCAAAAUGUUACGUGUUUGUUACCGGGUACAAGAAGAUUCUGAGAAAAAGGUCCUAUUUUUUUGUUUUUGUUUCUUUUACUUUUAUUUUCACAGAUUUUACAUUGUUUUUACAUUAAUAAGUCAUCAUAAUUUAAAAUAAUUGUUUUGUUUUGUUUAUAAAGGGAUCUAGGACGUGGAAAGAGGGUCGCACAACUCUUAAGUUACUGAGAAAAAGCAAUAAAUAAUCAAAACCUAAGAUAUAACAUAUUUUAGUAUUGAGUUUCAAAAUUCCUUGGUAUUUGCACUUUUUUUUUUAGCCUUUAAUAAAACUAGUUGAUGAAAAAAUGUGUGUUUCGACUGAUUACAAAAGUCUAACUUUUCAGCUAAAACAUGCAGAAAUGUCGCAUCUUAGAGGUGGGCGCUUCCAUUUUCUCCACUUUUUGGUGUAGACUGUGAAGAUGCUUCAGACGUUUUUGGGCUUCAGGACUUUGUUUAGUACAACUGAAGCACAAUCAAGCCUAAAAAAAAAUCUAUUUUACAGAGUAAAGAAAACAAAGGCAUUCCUGGGAACAACAUGUGAGUAGAUUCAGUUUUAAUGUUUUCCAAGAAAAGGUAAAUAUUACAAAUGUUUUUGCCUUUUGUACUGCUCAUAUAAGGCAUUUGACCUUUGAACCAUAAUGCCUUUAUUUCUAUGUUUUCUUGCUCCUUGCCUCUUGGCGCCAUCACCUUUAGUUCUUUCUUGUCUUCUUUCUGCAACAUGAAUUCAGAUUUGGAAAGGUCUUCAUCGCAGCUAACCUUUUAUUUUAUUUUUUAGAAAAACUGAUAUUACUGACCAAAUCCACAUUCUGUGUCAUCUUGUUCAUUUAAGCUAAGAAAGUCAUUUUGGUUUGCAGAAAAGUCAGUUCUUCUUAGCUGCAUUUUGAUGCUGCAUUGUAAGAAGCCUUUUCACCAAAGUAUUUUUAUAGGUAUAUACAUUUGUAUGUGCCCAAAUAAUCCUUUAAUUAAUAAAGUUACAAAACAACAAUG
Messenger RNA from Oryzias latipes (Japanese medaka), 3297 nucleotides. It is a transcript of the gene tmem168a, whose product is annotated as transmembrane protein 168a. The record is from RefSeq and is a predicted model, not a curated record. Lineage: Eukaryota; Metazoa; Chordata; Actinopteri; Beloniformes; Adrianichthyidae.